Messenger RNA from Phragmites australis (common reed), 633 nucleotides. RefSeq lists its product as uncharacterized. The transcript has a single exon. Lineage: Eukaryota; Viridiplantae; Streptophyta; Magnoliopsida; Poales; Poaceae. The coding region runs from base 84 to 389 and encodes 101 amino acids. The record is from RefSeq and is a predicted model, not a curated record.
GCUGCGUCGCGGUCCUCACAUUCUAGACUCCUGGCUGUCUGACCCCUGACGUCUCACGUCUCAACUCCCGCAAGGUAUUGACCAUGGCCACGGCCAUGGCCAGAUCUGCGACCCUGCUCGCGCUGCUCCUGGUCUGCGCGGCGGUGGUCGCGGCAUCCGCUGCUGCAGCGGGGGCGGGCAAGGGCGGAGCCGGGCGGGCGGAGGCAGCGCCAUGCCGGGAUCUGGCGACGCGGGGCGAGUGCGUGGCGAGCGGCGCGGGGAGCAGGUGCCGGUGGUGCCGCAGCGAGGCUCUCGACGACAUGUGUUUCGGGGCCGCCGAGGCGUGGCGCCUCCCGCGUCAGGUCUUCUCCUGCGACGCGCCUGCCGCCGCCGCCGCCGCCCGGAAGUGAUGCCGCCGCUACCGCCGCGCUGCUCCCUCCUUGUUCGGGAUCGCUCGAUCUGACCUUCCCUGUCGCGAGGCCUUCAUUGUUUCUCUUUCUGUCUUCGCUGGAUCUGAGAAUUUAGGAUAGCGUGUUUCCUGCUGCUGUAUGGAUCGGUCUUGUGCGUUUUACUGUAAAAUCUGGUCAAACUCUAAUCUGAGAGCGUGGCAAGUCGUAAUCUGAAUCCUCAAAGUGGAAUAACCUGUCACUGGAA